ACCAAGGGAGGCGGGCUGGGUGCCGGCUGCGCGGCCCGCGAGCCUCAGCGGGUCUGAGGGCCUCCAGCCCGACAGCAGCGGUGGCGCCCGCGGCCCCUGAGCCAGCUGAGGACGAGGCCGCGAGGCGGCCGCGCCCGAAGGUGCUGGGGCCGCGCCGCGUUCGGCGGGGUGAGGGGCUGGGGCGUCCGCUGGCCGCCGGGCGUGGGCCGGCGUUUCCCGGGCGGGGGCUCUGGCGUCGUUGGGUCCGGCUGAGCCGUGGCGCUUGUGUCGGUGUUGGGCUCGGUGGGCCCAGGAUCCGGACGGUUUCGGCGACGCUGGCGGCGGCCGGGGCGAGACUCCUGGCCGGCUCAGUAAGGCAAAAGAGAAUGAAAGAAGUAGAUAACCUUGAAAGUAUAAAAGAAGAAUGGGUCUGUGAAACAGGAUCUGACAACCAACCUCUUAGUGAUGAUCGACAAACAAAUUGUGAAUAUUUUGUUGACAGCCUUUUUGAGGAAGCUGAGAAGGUUGGUGCCAAAUGUGUGUCUCCCACUGAACAGAAGAAACAGGUAGAUGUUAGUAUAAAAUUAUGGAAAAAUGGCUUCACAGUCAAUGAUGAUUUCAGAAGUUACUCUGAUGGUGCAAGUCAGCAGUUUCUGAACUCCAUAAAAAAAGGGGAAUUACCUUUGGAAUUGCAGGGAAUUUUUGAUAAAGAGGAGGUGGAUGUUAAAGUUGAAGACAAAAAAAAUGAAGUAUGUGUGUCAACGAAGCCUGUGUUCCAGCCCUUUUCAGGUCAAGGUCAUAGACUGGGAAGUGCCACACCAAAAAUUGUUUCUAAGGCAAAGAGUAUUGAAGUCGAGAAUAAAAAUUUGUCUGUUGUUCAACUAAACACCCUGGAACCCAUCACUAAUGUACAGAUCUGGUUAGCCAAUGGAAAACGGAUUGUCCAGAAAUUUAACAUUUCUCAUAGGAUAAGCCACAUCAAAGACUUCAUUGAAAAAUACCAAGGAUCCCAGAGAAGCCCUCCCUUUUCCCUGGCCACAGCUCUUCCUUCCCUCAGAUUGCUAGAUGAAACACUCACACUGGAAGAAGCAGAUUUACAGAAUGCUGUAAUCAUUCAGAGACUCCAAAAUACUGCUGAACCUUUUAGAGAACUUUCAUAACCUUGAUUUUUGAUACACUAAGUGGAAAGUUUGCAGAGAAAUGAUGGUUGUAAAUGAACAUACAAACCAAAAUGAGGGAAAGGAAGUCUGAUUUGCUGGACUUUUGGUUUGAGUGCUAUUUAACUCCCUUCUGAUGAGAAGAUUUUAAAUAAGUACAAGUUAGGAAUGUAAACUGUGACUGGAAACUAUAUUCAAUGCACUUUUCCAAGAGGCUACUCAGAAAACUAUUUAUUUUCAAAUACCAGUUAUUCAACAAUAACAUAUAUUAAAUCAUUAUAUCCUAUAGAAUCUAAAUAUGGUAUAAAUUAGCAAAUGUAUUCACACAUCUUUCAUUCAGAUGGUCCCAACCAGCCAUGAUUUGUUUGGAUGACAGCUAUCUAAGAUUUUUAAAAUAGCAAUACAUUAAGAAAUUUAUACAUGGCAACUUAAAAGCAUCAGUGUAAUUAUUUUAUACCUGGGUAACAGUCAGAAGGCUAGAAGAAGCUGCUUUCACCACAACUAUGCCCGAACCUUGAAGUGUUCUCAGUUUUCAUUCUCUAAUGACAAGGUAUACUCAAAUAUUAAUUUGGCACGGUAUCUAAAAUGUAUUUUCAUUUAAGAAUAAGAUUGUGCACCAUAGUAUAAUGUCAGUACUAAAAUUUCUAUCCAGGAAUCCUAGUUCAUCCCUUUUUUUUUCUUUUGAAAAUUAGGAUUUUGUUUUUAGCUAACAUUUUGAGUAAACCUUUCAUUGCUACCGCUUGUGUAGAAUCUGUUCUAACGCCUGUGUUGGCACAUUGCUAAUAUAUUGUAAAUACAUCACAUAAAGUACGGUUUCCUGUUCCAUAUAUCAGAGUCGACCUGUGUAUACAUUAAAGGAUUAUUUAUUUAUUUACAUUCUGAUGCCACCAAGGGAAACAUAUUUUGUUUAUCUUAAACAUCUAACUAAAACUAGUUAGACUUCAGUAUUUCAUUUUCAGGUUGAAUUCCCUUGCCUAAACGUAAGUUUAAGAAGCUUUUUUGCAAAUUCUCUGUUUGAAUCUUAUUUAAGGCAAAAUGUACGUUGAAUGUGCCAGGAGACCAAGUAGCCCUCCCUGGAGCAGUAGUGCCCAUGGGGCAGUGGGGUCGGCCAGAAAGAGCAGUUCUUACACCUUCUGGCCUCAAGACCCUUUGUUUAUGUGUGUUAUAUAGAUGACAGUGAAAGUAAAAAGUUAUAAAAUAUUUAUUCAAUAAAAUAAUAAGCACAUCUUAGUAUAAACCGUAUUUUAAUGAAUAUGCAUUUUCUAAAAAAGCUUUAGUGAAAAAAGCAGCAUCGUGUUCCAUUUUUUGCAACUGUCUUUACCGUCUGACUUAAAGAGCACAGAUGGAAUCUCACGGCUGCUACCACAUCCAAUCUGUUGUGAUACUGCACACUAUGUAGCCGCUAGUAAACGCUACUGUCUGUUCAUGAGAAAAUGAAAAAAAAAAGCAAAUAAUGUCUUAGUUGAUUAUGAAAAUAGUUUUGACUUGUGGACCUCUUGAAAGAACCAUUCUUACAAAGCAGUGGUUCACAAUAAUUAUCAAACCUUUGUCUAAGAAUCACUUGGAAAGCAUUUUGAAAUAUCUGUUCCAGGCACCUACCAUACACAUUCUGAUUUAUUGUAUCUGGGAUGGGUCCCAGAUCUCUGCAGUUUUAAUCUCAAGUGAUUCUUAGGUACACAGUAGAAGUACCUGUGUUCAGGAAAUUCGACACUGUGCUUCCACCCUAAGAAAUAAAACCUGCGUGCUUCAUUCACCACGAAGAGUGGAAGACUCCCACUGGGUCUGAAAUGGGACUUCUAAACCUUUACGUUGUGUCCUUAUCUCCCACAGUUGGUUCUUAGCCUGUUCCCCUCUCACUCUUAACUAAUCAUGAUAGAAACCUGUGCUUCAUCUUCUCUAAGCGGAGCUGAGAUAAGGCUGGAACGUUUAAGUGAGAUUCUUCCUAGAAGCUCAGGAAUAACAAGAGGGAAAUACACGUAGCGAGGUGACCUGGUUUAUAAGAUAUGCCUUCUGUUUGAGGUCCAUAUUAAGAGUGCUUGCUUUUCCAGCACCCAGCCUUACAAAUGGUAGAGGCCUGUCUUUUUAUUAGGAAGAGAGAAAGCGCAAAGGAGAGCCUUUUGCUUUUUCAUUUACUCUCAGAAAUGAACAGAUCUAUAAUAGAAAAUACAGUCAGUAAUGUUUACCGCUGUUAGAACCCUCUCUCCAAUGAAACAAAAAUAAUGGUGUUUUGAUAAGAAAUGAGAGGAUGGCAAAAAUCCGCAAACUCUUUCAGAUAUAAAAUGAUUGUUAGUGUAUUUUUCAGUCUAUAAGGAAAUAUUUCCCUAGACCUAUCAUGAAGCAUUUUAUAAUUUAGUCAGUAUGUGAUUCUGCAUUUAUGUCUAUAAAGGGGCUUCUUGUUGGAAAUAUUUUUCUUGUACCUAUAGAAAAGCCUUCUUUGUGGAUUUUCCAGUUUAUAAUUAUUUAUCCACAAGAUGCAUUGGAGGCUUUCUUGUAUGUACAUGUAGAAUACACCCCAGUGAGAAGUUCCUAUAAAGACCCAUCAUCAACAGUAACCUUCGUUUUUGUAACUGUGAAACUUUCAUUAAUGGGAAUAACAUUCCUAGAGGUUUUCUAAAAUGAGAAUCAUCUGAUAAAGCUGUCUACCUUAAAGUUAAAAAUUGUAAAGUUGUUAAUUAAAUAUGUAGGAUAUACAAAACAUACUUUAGAAAAUAUAAACUGAAUUUGGCAUGGCAAGGGAAGGCAGACUUGAAAAUAAUCAAACAUUUUGGGUGUAGAACACAAUUUGACCUGUAUAGUUGUUUCAGAACUCAUCAAUCAGUUUCUUGAGAAUCACCGUUAAGGCUGAUACAGAGAAAUACAUUUCUGGUUUUAAAGAUUCUAAUAUAAUGGUUAACUUACUAUGCAUUGUGCAGGUUACAAAACUGGUCUUAUUUAUUUUGUAUACUUUUCUCAUUCAGAACACUUUUCAUUGUGUUUCAUUGUGUUAAAAUAUAGUAUGUUUGCAUCUAUUUCAGUGCCUUAUUUUAAAAGCAAUCUUUUUGCUAAUGGUUGAAGAAUUGUUGUCUUUAGAAUGAAAUAAUAAUUCAUUAAAAGGACUGUAUGAAAUAAUCUA
Messenger RNA from Hyaena hyaena (striped hyena), 4248 nucleotides. It is a transcript of the gene UBXN2A, whose product is annotated as UBX domain protein 2A. Gene Ontology annotation, cellular component: nucleus; cytosol. The transcript has 7 exons. Gene Ontology annotation, molecular function: ubiquitin binding. Gene Ontology annotation, biological process: Golgi organization; nuclear membrane reassembly; proteasome-mediated ubiquitin-dependent protein catabolic process. Bases 366 to 1139 code for a protein of 257 amino acids. Lineage: Eukaryota; Metazoa; Chordata; Mammalia; Carnivora; Hyaenidae. The record is from RefSeq and is a predicted model, not a curated record.